Molecule: messenger RNA, 441 nt
Organism: Talpa occidentalis (Iberian mole)
Lineage: Eukaryota; Metazoa; Chordata; Mammalia; Eulipotyphla; Talpidae
Product: acyl-coenzyme A synthetase ACSM1, mitochondrial-like
Exons: 2
Coding region: 1-441 (146 amino acids)
Biological process (GO): fatty acid biosynthetic process; acyl-CoA metabolic process
Cellular component (GO): mitochondrial matrix
Molecular function (GO): fatty acid ligase activity; fatty-acyl-CoA synthase activity
Source: RefSeq, a predicted model, not a curated record
AUGUAUAAUCUUCAACAGGAGGGCAAGAGAGGUCCAAACCCAGCCCUAUGGUGGGUGAAUAACCAAGGAGAUGAAGUGAAAUGGAGUUUCAGAGAGAUAACAGACUUAAGCUGCCGUACAGCCAACAUGUUGACACAGAACUGUGGCCUGCAACGCGGAGACCGCCUAGCCUUGAUUCUGCCUCGGGUGCCUGAGUGGUGGUUGGUGAGCCUAGGCUGCAUCCGAUCAGGAAUCAUCUUCAUGCCAGGAACCACCCAGUUGAAGGCCAAGGACAUUCUCUACCGACUACAAGUGUCUAAAGCCCAGAGUAUCGUGACCACUGAAGCCCUUGCCCCUGAGGUGGACUCCGUGGCUUCUGAGUGCCCCAAUCUGAAAACCAAGCUCCUGGUGUCCGAUCAUAGCCGUGAAGGGUGGCUGGACUUCCGCUCAUUGAUGAAGUGA